AUGGAAGCAAUCGUGGUACUGCUUAUCUGCCACGAAGUUUCUACACCAUCCAUCGACAACAACUCUGUGAGGCAGCUGCGGCUUAACGAAGAGAAAGUCGUGCCACAAGACGAGGUCACGAGCAAACGCUUCGAGACGCCUGACAUCGUGACUUUUAUAGAAGCCGUCACGGAGUCGACUUUCGAGGCAGCUGCGGCGAUGAUGAGCUUGACAGAAGGGGACGUUGCCAUGGUUACGGUGGAAGAGCCCGAUGUAGAAAUGGUGUCCAUUACAGAGCCGGACGUCUCCAUGGCGUCCUUGACUGAAUCCGAUGUCACAAUGGCCUCGGUCUCGGAGCCUGACGUGAUAAUGCGAUCGGUUUCUGAGACAGAUGCCACAGCGAUGCCGGUGUCCACGACACUGAUGUGUGCAAACUGUCACUCUCAACUGGGCUUACAGAUUUGUGCCGUGUCUCCAUCGCCCGCAGGACAGGCCCCACAGGGAGUGAGCGGCGAGCCUCAACAAUGCCUGGUUGCGUCCGUUCCCUCUGUGCCCCAAGUACCGCCAGGAGUUCAGAUGUACAACGUUGUACCUAGCAACCAACAUCAAACAUCAACAACCACUACCCGAAGCCCUCUGACACAGGUACCUUCUGGAAUGCAGGCGUUAGGCAAUACGACGAGCUCCCAACAACAACCAUCAACGGCGGUGCCACAGCCCGUUCUGACACAAGCACCAUGGGGAAUCCAGAUGUGUAAUAUUCCUCCAAGCGGCCAACUUCAACCGCCCACAACCGCACCGCCGCCCAACUCGGCACAGGUGCCGUCGGGAGUCCAGACGUUCGGCAAUACGACGAGCAUCCAGCAACAACCACUUACGACUGGGCCACCUCUUUCUCUGACGCAAGUACCAUGGGAAAUUCAGAUGUGUCAUAGUCUUCCGAGUGGCCAACUUCAACCAAACACAAGCACACUACCGACUAAUUCGGCACAGGCACCGUCGGGUAUCCAGACGUUAGGAAUUACGACGAGCGCCCAGCAACAAGAAGCCAUGCCUGUGUCACCGCCCUUUCUGACACAAGCACCAUGGGAAAUCCAGAUGUGCAAUAUCUCUUCGAGCAGCCAACUUCAACUGACCACAACCGCACCACCGCCCAAUCCGGCACAGAUGCCGUCCGGAAUCCAGACGUUAGGAAUUACGACGAGCGCCCAACAAGCACCCACAGCUGUGCCACCACUCUCUCCCACACAAGUACCAUGGGAAAUCCAGAUGUGUAAUAUUUCUUCGAGCGGCCAACUUCAACCGCCCACAACCGCACCGCCGACCAGUUCGACACAGGUACCGUCGGGCGUCCAGAUGCACGGCCUUCUACAAGGCACCCAAAAUCAUCCAUCCGCGGCUGUGGCACCGUCGUCUGCAGCGCAGGUACCGUUUCACGCGCAGAUGUACAGCCAACCUCCAAACAGCCAACUUCAGCCUUUUAUGGCGCCGGCUUCCUCCCUUCAGACGCAAGCGCCACCAGCUGUUCAGAUGCGACAAGUUCCCACACCCGGCCAGCUUCCAACAGCCAAUGCUGUGGCAACGUCGCCACAGGCGCAACCACCUGUGGAUGCACAUAUCUACAACCUUUCAGCGAGCAGUCAACCUCAGCCUUUCAAGGCCGAGGCAACGUCCCCUAUAACGCAAGCAUCGUCGGGCCUUCAGAUGUCAGAGGGUAUCGUCAACGGCCAGCCUCAAUCUUGCAUAACUAUGGCACCGAUAGGCUCUGUGGCACAGAUGCCACCUGGCGUUCAAAUGUACAAUCUACCAGUGAACGAAUAUUUUCAACUUUCCGCAACUAUGUCCCCUUUGACACAGCUGACGCCAGGCAUACAAGUCCAGGACGUUCCAUCCAGCAGCCAGCCGCAACCUUCUUCGUGUGUUCAGCCACCACAGGGCGCCCAAGUGCAGGAUGUUGGGCCGAACUUCCAGUCCCAUCUCACCCCAGGUUUGGUAUCCACCGCCGUGACACAAGAAUCAUCGAAAGUUCAUUUUUACGAUGUUCCAGCCACCAGCCAGCCUCAAUGUUCAGCAGCUCAGGUGCCAUCCUCAAUCACACAGUCCUCGUCGCAAGGUAGGGCGUGCGGCGCUGCUGCGAGUGGCCAACCUUCUCGUGUCACAGCCGAGGUCAAGUCUAUUCUGUCAGAGCUACCGUCCAGUGCAUCAUCUCGGCAGGCUUGUAAACUGUGCUCAGUAGCCCAGGCCCAGAUUCCCGUGGCACCACUGUUGCAGACAAUACCUUGCCCUUUAUGCGAUUCGCUGUCCGUCGCGAACGCCACGAUGGCGGCUCCGGCAGCAGACCCGGUUAGCCAAGAACCACCAUUGCCAGUACGUACACCGUCUGAAAGGCUGAAGUGGGUUGAUGAACUGGACAAGGUGCAACAGCUGCGGCCAGCAUCGUAG
Dermacentor andersoni is the source of this 2421-nucleotide messenger RNA. Lineage: Eukaryota; Metazoa; Arthropoda; Arachnida; Ixodida; Ixodidae. The record is from RefSeq and is a predicted model, not a curated record.